This is a messenger RNA of Panicum hallii, 1589 nucleotides long. RefSeq names its product leucoanthocyanidin dioxygenase-like. The record is from RefSeq and is a predicted model, not a curated record. The coding region runs from base 154 to 1344 and encodes 396 amino acids. The transcript has a single exon. Gene Ontology annotation, molecular function: dioxygenase activity. NCBI's taxonomy places the organism in Eukaryota, Viridiplantae, Streptophyta, Magnoliopsida, Poales, Poaceae.
CUCCUGAUCUGAUCAGUUAGCUAGCUGCAGCUGCAGCAACUUCGUCUCCGAUCCGACCCUCCUAGAUCAUUCUGUCUCUGUAUAAAGUUAGUCGACCCAUCAAUACAAUCUAUCUCAUUGACAGUUGGUACCAAUACCAGCCAUCGAUCAUCCAUGGAGUCGACGCUGCAGCUGCCGGCGCGCGUGGAGGCGCUCAGCCUCAGCGGCCUCUCCGCCAUCCCGCCCGAGUACGUCCGCCCCGCCGACGAGCGAGCCGACCUCGGAGACGCCUUCGACCUGGCGCGCGACCACACCGCGCCGCGGAUCCCCGUCGUCGACAUCUCCCCCUUCCUGCCCCUCGCCGACGACGACAAGCAGCAGCAGCGCAUCAAUUCGGAGUGCGUCGAGGCCGUGCGCGCCGCCGCCGCCGACUGGGGCGUCAUGCACAUCGCCGGCCACGGCAUCCCCGCCGACCUCAUGGACCGCCUGCGCGCCGCCGGCGCCGCCUUCUUCGCCCUCCCCAUCCACGCCAAGGAGGCCUACGCCAACGACCCCGCCGCCGGCCGCCUCCAGGGCUACGGCAGCCGCCUCGCCACCAACGCCAGCGGCCAGCGCGAGUGGGAGGACUACCUCUUCCACCUCCUACACCCCGACGCCCUCGCCGACCACGCGCUCUGGCCCGCGCACCCGCCAGACUACGUCGCCGCCACGCGCGAGUUCGGCCGCCGCAUCCGGGAGGUGGCCUCGGCGCUGCUCGCCAUCCUCUCCGCGGGGCUCCUCGGCCCCGGCCGCGGGGACGCGCUGGAGAAGGAGCUCACCCGCGCGGGGGACGACGACCUCCGGCUGCAGCUCAAGAUCAACUACUACCCGCGGUGCCCGCAGCCGGAGCUGGCCGUGGGCGUGGAGGCCCACACGGACGUCAGCGCGCUCUCCUUCAUCCUCCACAACGGCGUGCCGGGCCUGCAGGUGCGCCACGCCGGCCGCUGGGUCACGGCGCGCGACGAGCCGGGCACCAUCAUCGUGCACGUCGGCGACGCCCUCGAGAUCCUCAGCAACGGCCGCUACACCAGCGUGCUGCACCGGGGCCUCGUCAACCGCGAGGCCGUGCGCGUCUCCUGGGUCGUCUUCUGCGAGCCGCCGCCGGAAACCGUGCUGCUGCGCCCGCUGCCGGACCUGGUCACGACGGACGAACCAGCCAGGUUCACGCCGCGCACCUUCAAGCAGCACCUCGACCGCAAGCUCUUCAAGAAGCACCAGCGGCAGCUGCUUCCUCCUCCUCCACACGAUGAGCAGCACCAGCAGGAGGAUACAGAUGGUGGUGGCCACCAUCGCCACCAAAUAAAUCAAUCAUGCAUCAUAUACUAAUUAUUGCAUCAUCCGGCCACGCAUAUUUUCGCAAACAAUAAAAAAAUCAUCAUGCAUAUUAGGAGUAUAUAUUCUUGCGCAUCAAUAUAUAUCAUCAUGAUCGGUCACAUUAUUGUAAUAUUAUUCCAAGAUUUUAUUAGCUCCUUCCUCCGAUCACGAAUAGACAUCAUCGCUGCAGUACGUGGAGGCCUCCAAAUGUAACUUUGAUCACUAUUACUUUCAAUAAAAAAAUAUGUAUCCCUAUU